Molecule: messenger RNA, 1671 nt
Organism: Tripterygium wilfordii
Lineage: Eukaryota; Viridiplantae; Streptophyta; Magnoliopsida; Celastrales; Celastraceae
Exons: 3
Coding region: 1-1671 (556 amino acids)
Source: RefSeq, a predicted model, not a curated record
AUGUUGCUUAUUCGACAGAGUACUGGCCAUGCUUGGGAAAGAGAUCGCGCUUGCGAAUGGUGUUUACAGGCUGAGGUUGAGGCGGUGGCAUCGUCAUGGGGUCAUCUUUUUGCAGCAGAGCAAGCAAUUUGUUUCUUUGUUUGUAUUCCUAAGACUGAGCACAACACUUUUGUGUUAGCGAGGAAAGCACAAGAAAAAAAAGAUUACCAAAAUUUAUUAGAAAGAAAGAGUGAGAGGAGGGAAGGAAAAUCAAUGGCUUUGCCAAGGUUUAUAGUGCUGAAAGCUACUUACAACAAAAAAUACUUACGCUACCUAGAUCGAGAUGGGGUGGAUCAUGGAUAUUUAGGAUUUACUGAAGAGGAUGUUAUAAGCCCGUAUGCAAAGCACCAAGUGGAGAUGGCCAAGUGUGAGAAGGGACUGGUGAACAUAAGGUGCUGCUACAACAAUAAGUUCUGGGCUAGGGCGUCGGAGAGCACCGAAUGGGUUUCUGCUACGGCUGACAAACCAGAGGAAGACAAAUCAAAAUGGUCAUGUACACUGUUCAAGGUCAUCUACGUAAAUCCUGAUGCUGAUAUAAUCCGACUUCGACACAUCCAGCUCGACCACGAUGCAUGCGAAUCGUGUGGUUAUGGUUCCUGGUUGAACGCGAAAGCCUUAGGAGUUGACAUUAGCGACAAACGAAACGAAUUCACCGUUAUCGAUUGGGAAUCGCUGUUGAUACUUCCCAAACACAUCACGUUGAAAGGUGAUAAUGGUAUGUACCUCAGCUCCCGUUUGAUUCAUGGAGACAAUUGUCUGCGGUUCGACUCUUGUGACAUUGGAGAUGCAGCUGUGAAGCACACAGUCUUCACCAACGGUGAUGGAUCUAUUAGUAUCAAGUCUGAUUACUUCGGCAAAUAUUGGGAGCUCGACUGCAAAAAUAAGGGUGUAUAUGCUGACGCGGAAGGCACCGUCACCGACAAGGCCACAUAUUUUAUGCCCAUCAGAGUUGGUAACAAUGUCAUCGCUCUCCGCAACUUGAUUACCAACGACUUCUGCAACAGACUGGUCACGGACAGUGACUUUGAUAGUGUUCUCCUUUCUUCUGCCUCCAACAUUAACAAGUUGGCGAGGUUCGAGGUGGAAGAGGCGGUUCUUUCAAGAAGAAUCUACAACAUAAGUUUUCGACUCGAUGAAGCUAGGAUCUACAACGAGAAUAAGGUCUCAAUGGCCAGUGGAGAGGCCGUUAAUAUGACACAAGACUCUAACACUGUAAACCUUAAACUCUCCUACACAGAGACAAAGAGCAGCACCUGGAAUAACAGUGUUGGAGUGAAUGCAGGAGUUAAGACCACAAUUGUGACAGGCAUUCCGUUCAUUUUUGAGGGAAAGGUUGAAGUUUCUUUGGAAGGCUCUUACACACAUGAGUGGGGAGGAUCAGUGACAUCAACAAAUGAAGUCGAGACUAUGUAUACGGCUACUGUACCCAAAGAGAAUACGGUGAGGGUAAGUCUAAUGGCAACACAGGGUACAUGCGACGUGCCUUUCUCCUAUACUCAGAGAGACACUCUUUUCGAUGGGAGAAAAAUCACCUACGACAAGGAUGAUGGCUUAUACACAGGCAUCAAUUGCUACCACUUCAACUACAAGAGCGAAGCUGAAAAACAAUCAUGUAUGACGUUUAUCAAAUAA